Molecule: messenger RNA, 3426 nt
Organism: Anopheles coluzzii
Lineage: Eukaryota; Metazoa; Arthropoda; Insecta; Diptera; Culicidae
Gene: Pax
Product: leupaxin
Exons: 9
Coding region: 600-2210 (536 amino acids)
Cellular component (GO): nucleus; Z disc
Molecular function (GO): transcription coregulator activity
Source: RefSeq, a predicted model, not a curated record
AUUCAUUGAAUCAUCGUCAUUCGCGCGUCAUUUUGGUGUUCGGUGCCGCUCGGUUGGAUUGGAAGAGGAACAGGAGCUUGAAGCUUUUUCUGUGCUAUUGCAAUUGUGCUAUCAAAACGCUAAAACAUUACGCUGAAGCUAUUGCAAUUGUUGUGCCUCAAACGCUUUUGUAGUUAAUGCGAGCGGUGUGAGUGGUGUGAGAGAGCGAGUGCUAGACAUCGAUCGUGUGCUGUACAGGUCGACGCUUCUUCGACCUCGACGGCCGUCGGCUGCGUCUCCGGGCGGUGUGUGCUUACCUUCGGCAGACCAAAUGUUAAGAAAUGCAGCAUUAUCACUGAAAUGCAUGCCCGCUAAGGCUUAUCAGAAGGCAGCAAACGAUUGUUAGUGGUGUAAAGUGUUGGUUUUCCUGCACUUGCCAGUAAAAACAUCCCAAAGAAAGCUGCAAAACCUCACAAAAAAGGUUUCUUCAGUAUCGCGUGUUUGGUUGUGUUAUUCCAUUGUGGUGUGUGAAUAUUUCAAUUUUGUGUUACAGUUAGCGCAAUUAUUUUGUGUGUGUUUCUGUCUAAAGUAUACCAGCGUACCAAGCCAGCAGAGGAAACAUGACGGAUGCACUUCUUGCCGACCUUCAGAACACGGUCCCCGGACACAAUCAGCAGCAGCAUGGUGGUGGUGGUGGUGGCGGUGGUUCAUCCGUUCCCGGAUAUGGUAGCUUGAAUGGAGUUCGGAACAAGCAGCAGACGAGUCCCGUUCCGCAAACAUAUCAAAACACCACCGCCAAAACGGUGACUGAGUCGCGUGCGACCAACGGCUACAAUGGCUCACUGCCCAGGUCGACGACACCGCACAACUCCUUGCCACGGUCCAGCACGCCCCAGAAACUGCAAACGUCUGCUUCCGGCAAUCUGUCCGAGCUGGAUUCGCUGCUGCAGGACCUGAGCAGCGCCCGGUACGGCAAUGUCGCCGAGAAGCAACCGAGCAACGCCAUCGUCACUAGUCCAUCUCCGUAUGCCAUUAAUGAUAGCAUUAAGCGACCGUCGGUCGACAGCCUGCUGGAGGAGCUAAGCAAUGCGCACUCCAACCCAAUCUAUGCGGUCCCGCACGGGAAUCAAAAUGCAAACCAACCCGGUCGGCAAGUCACGAUAACGGUGCGUGAGACUACGACGGAAAAGCUUACCGGUACACCAAGCGCACAGUAUCAAAAUCAGCUGUACCAACAACAGCUGGCCCAAAACGAGUCGCACACUUCGUCGGCCACGAAGGAAUUGGACGAUCUGAUGGCGUCACUGUCGGACUUCAAGAUCAGCGCCGGCACGUCGCACCAGCACCAAUCGGUGACGGACUACGCGAAGCCAAACCAGGGCACCUCGCACUACCAGAGCACGCUGACGACGGUCUCGACCACCGAGCAUCUGCCGCCGGCCUCGUCCGAUCAGCUCGAUUCUAUGCUCGGCAACCUGACCGCCGACAUGAGCCGCCAGGGUGUGAACACGACGCAGAAGGGCUGCUGCAACGCGUGCGACAAACCGAUCGUCGGGCAGGUGAUAACGGCCCUCGGCAAAACGUGGCACCCGGAGCACUUUACCUGCAACCACUGCAACCAGGAGCUGGGCACGCGGAACUUCUUCGAGCGCGACGGCAACCCGUACUGCGAGCCGGACUAUCACAACCUGUUCAGCCCCCGGUGCGCCUACUGCAAUGGGCCGAUUCUCGAUAAAUGUGUCACAGCGCUCGAGAAAACGUGGCACACGGAGCACUUCUUCUGCGCCCAGUGCGGCCAGCAGUUCGGCGAGGACGGGUUCCACGAGCGCGACGGCAAGCCGUACUGCCGCAACGACUACUUCGACAUGUUCGCGCCGAAGUGCAACGGGUGCAACCGGGCCAUCAUGGAGAACUACAUCUCCGCCCUGAACAGCCAGUGGCAUCCGGACUGUUUCGUGUGCCGGGAUUGCCGCGAACCGUUCCACGGCGGUUCAUUCUUCGACCACGAAGGGCUACCGUACUGCGAGACGCACUAUCACGCGAAGCGUGGAUCGCUCUGUGCCGGCUGCUCGAAACCCAUCACUGGCCGCUGCAUUACCGCCAUGUUUAAGAAAUUCCACCCGGAGCAUUUCGUGUGCGCGUUCUGCCUGAAGCAGCUAAACAAGGGCACGUUCAAGGAGCAGAACGAUAAACCUUACUGCCACCAGUGCUUCGAUAAGCUGUUCGGCUAGAGGGAUGAUUUAGCGGGUCGGUUGUGGUCGUCUUCCCUUCUUCUUUAAAGAACCAUUAUUACUGAAGGGAGUGUGGGGGGGGGGGGAUCCUUUAUGAUAGGGGACAUUUUGGGGCGUUACCGAUUGUCACAGCAACAGAGUUUUCAUGUCACGUCUCCCUGUUUUUUUACUGCGUAACGUCACAUCGUUAACACAUCUAAAUUUAAGCUUAAAAAUGAUUUUUUUUAUUAUCUUUAACUUAGAAGAUGUUUUUUACGGUCAAUUCUACAUACACGAUGUGUCCCACAAACCGUUCUAAAAUCGAUCUAACUCUAAGUGCGUCAAUUAAUAAUUAGCAAGGUUACUGCUAUGCGUGCAUGCAGUUUGAAGAUGGGAAGAGAUUCCCUCUCCAUUGCCCAAGAUCCCUCUCACUCUACCCCACGAGCACACGGGACAACACAUCCAAUCGGAGUGGAGAACGGCUCUAGACGUAUUAGUAGAGUGUAUUGUGUGUUUUAUGAUGAGAAGAAGCUUACAAACAUGUGUUGAAGUUGAAAACUAACCGCGCGAAACGAUAAUUAUGAAUUCACACGUAAACCCGGGACUGUUCACCCCCUGUUCGUUGUUCUCCUUAACAAAACUAAAAGGCUGCACUCAUCGACUAGUGAUGUAGUCCCCACAACCGUACGAAAGUAUCCUAUCCGUACGACGAGUAGCAACGAGAGAAGUUUAAUGAUUUGCUGGCAAAAAAAGAAGCAGUCAAUGAUAUAUAUAUAUACCAGCAGAAGCGAUAACUUAUGUAGCUGUAGCUAGCAAUGUGGAGCAAAGUAAGUAAAAAAUCGUAUUUUACUAUUUAACCCUGUUUUUGGCUCGCGUGAGCUCCCAGCCUGCGGAGAAAGAGAGAGAGUGUAUCUUAUAUUUGUGUUACGAAAACAAAAUUCGCGUUACAAAGUUUUCUUCUAACCCCGAUUCUAUCGUUAUACAAAAACCAACUAGCCAUUAUAGUGGGAAUUCCAGCAUGUAGUAAAAAUAGUCAACGAUUUUCCUCUGAAAAUGAUACACAAGUGAACACACACUACACUAAACCCUUGCCAUUUUUUUGUCGCACAACCUUUGGUAGAAAGGAAGGAACAUGCGGAAUGAAAAAAACCGUUUGAACUAAAUCAUCCUGUAACACAUGCCAAUAAUAAUAGUAAUAAACGAAACCAACGUUGAACUUUCUGUUCACAUAAUUGAA